CCCGCGUCAGCCGUGCGUCAGGCGGCGCGCUUGCGUCACACGCCGGCGCGCGCGCAGCGGAGAGCGCGGGGCCGGCGGAGCCUCCGGUGCGUUCCCGGCGCUCCCGCCGCCAUGGCAACGGCCGCAGGUCGCCCGGUGCCGUGUCCCGCCGGGGCCGCCGUCGCUGCCGAACGUCCCCGGGAGCGCUGAGGGCCCAGCAGAGCGGCCGGACGCCCCGCGACGAGCAUGCGGAAAGGAGAACUGAGCUAUACUGCAGUACGGAAAGCAGAGUGAUGGAUUCGGAAGGUUCUGCCUCCGUGAGUUCCAAGGAAUACCUGAGCAGUGACAUAAUGGCCACCUCUGGCAAACAUUACGUGUGUGGCUACUGCGCAGCCUUCACCAACAUUGCCGUCACGUUCCCCAUCCAGAAGGUCCUGUUCCGGCAGCAGCUCUACGGUUUGAAGACCAAGGACGCGGUGCAUCAGCUGCAGAAGGACGGGAUGCGCAACCUGUACCGCGGCAUCCUUCCCCCGCUGAUGCAGAAGACGACCACGCUGGCGCUGAUGUUCGGGCUGUACGAGGAUUUCUCCUCGCUGCUGCUGCGGCACGCGAGCGCGCCCGAGCUGCUGACGCGCAGCCUGGCGGCCGUGCUGGCGGGCACCGCCGAGGCCGCGCUCACGCCCUUCGAGCGCGUCCAGACCCUGCUUCAGGACUACAAACACCACGAUAAAUUCACAAACACUUACCAGGCUUUCAAGGUGCUGAAAGUCCACGGCGCGAGAGAAUAUUAUCGGGGGUUGGUGCCUAUUCUGCUCCGAAAUGGACCCAGUAACGCGCUCUUCUUUGGCCUGCGGGGACCCAUCAAGCAGUGUCUGCCCGAAGCGACUUCCCACAGCGCUCACUUGGUCAACGACUUCAUAUGCGGGGGGCUGCUGGGCGCCGUGCUGGGCUUCUUGUUCUUCCCGGUGAACGUCGUCAAAACUCGCAUGCAAGCUCAAAUCGGCGGCGAGUUCCAGUCCUUCUCCGAAGUCUUUGCGAAGAUCUGGCAGGAACGCGACAGAAAACUGAUCCACCUCUUCCGAGGAGCCCACCUGAAUUACCAUCGUUCCAUCCUGUCCUGGGGCAUCAUCAACGCGACCUACGAGCUCCUGCUGAAGCUGCUGUGAAAACCGCUGCGCCCCCGCGGCUCGCCCGCCUGGGCGCGGGCACAGCCGCUGUCCGUCAGCGCCAGGAGCAGCGCGAGAGGUCGUCCUAGCCUUCAAUAUUUAUGGAGUGAAUGGUGAUGCGUCGAAACCUCGGUGCAAUUAAGACAACCUUUUUAAACUAUUUAUUUGCUGGCACGUGAGUUUACCUGUAAAUGGACCUUAUAGACAAAUGCAAGGUCAAAAAAAGCCAAACCUGUGUUAGUCCAGCAGAUUAUUCUGUACCACUCCUAAAAUGCUGUAACACUCCGUGAUGGAAUGUGCUCCACCGUCCGCAUCGUAGAACAUCAAAACCAAGGGAAGACUGAUUAAAAUGGAUUCACUUGCCUGAUAAGCUUCAAAAUCUUCUUUUAAGAACCACGUUUUCAAACGUUUCAGGAUCCUAAGUACUCCUUACUGUUUAAAGCUACAAGGACGGAUCCACAUGGGGAUAUCUGAAGUUCAGAACUUCAAGCUUAAACUCAGCCUACGCAAAGUCUCCUGCCAGGCGUGUUGAUGGUUGGCUUUAAGACGAACAUGUAAUUCGGCAGCGUGAGUGUGGUUAGUGAAUGUUUAACUUCAGUGUAAGCGACUCCGGUUCCAAGCGGGACCUCUGUGUGCGUCUGUACGUGUGCCUUCAUGUGAAAAGGGAAGAGCGGAAGGAACGGAACAGCAAACCUACUAAAGCUUUAAAGUGUCCUUCCUUGUUAAAAAACCUUCUCCUUGUAAGCACGGAGUUUGUUCUGCUCUUUUUCUUCUUGCAGCGCUGCUUUUCCGUUGCUCGCAGCCCUGGGCCGGAGGGUCGAGGCCCUUUCCUGCCGUUCCCGCGGCCGUGGCAGCGGCUCACAAGCACGGCUCUUCGUGCUGACGCGUCUUGUCGUUUGCAAACUACUCCUGUUUCUUGUGGGCUGUGGAAUAACGGAUCACAACAAGGUAUUUUCUCCCGGAAAAGUGGAGUUGUGCGUGCUUGGCGUACUCUCGGCAGUCCCGUAAGACAGUUGAGCAGCACAGCUGGCGAGAUGGUGUUUCUGGGUGUGUGUAAGAGCAGGGGGACGGCAGGCAGAGGAGACCCCGGCGCAGCUCGGGGGGAGAGAUGCAGCACGGGAGGCGUUUGAGGGCCUCUGUGGGUGAGUGUGGGAGAGACGGGCAGAAAUACGGUGUGUGUCUUACGGACUUGGCAGUUGAGAGAGACAGGACUCGGGCCGCAAGGAAAGGGACUCGGCACGACCGUAAAUCAGAUGAGGGUCUUUGUGAAAGUACGUAUUAAAACAAAAAUGCCAAACCCCAAACCAGCCAAGCAGAACAACAACACCCCCUAAGCCAUUUUGGGUGGCGGGGCCAGCUUUCAGAAACUGGUCCGAAUUGGUCUUUUUGUAAGUUUUGGAGUGGCUGUUUGACUUUUCCACUUGCUAAGCUGUCCUCAAAUAUUGAUUCUAAUCAGCGUGUUAUGAUUAUGAUCACAAAAUAGGCCCUAGCUUCACCGUCAGAAAUGGCCAGGCACAAGUGAGCAGUCUUGUGUCCCAAUGUUGUGAUUAUCCGCAUUUAAAUAAAAUGUUACUGAAUGUUUGUACUGGCAGAAUCUGAUUUUUACCGGUGUACUCUUUGUAAUCACUCCUUGAUGGAAUAAAACAUUUGCAUCCGGUUUCUCUGUG
Messenger RNA from Columba livia (rock pigeon), 2812 nucleotides. RefSeq names its product solute carrier family 25 member 51 (gene SLC25A51). The record is from RefSeq and is a predicted model, not a curated record. Gene Ontology annotation, molecular function: NAD transmembrane transporter activity. Gene Ontology annotation, cellular component: mitochondrion. The transcript has 3 exons. Bases 273 to 1145 code for a protein of 290 amino acids. Gene Ontology annotation, biological process: mitochondrial NAD transmembrane transport. NCBI's taxonomy places the organism in Eukaryota, Metazoa, Chordata, Aves, Columbiformes, Columbidae.